UUUUAUAUUUUGCAUUCUUACAUAUAUUUCUCAUUUACCAAUCACAAAUUUUUCUUGUGAUUCAUAAGAACGAUCUUUGCUAAUCUACACCAAAGUUAACGAAAACCUGGUUCUAAACGUCAAACUUGCAUUUUGGGGUUUUCAAGAAAACAAGCGGGGUAUGUGUUGGAUUGAGACAUCGAGAUAGAAAGAGAGGUGUGUGUAUUAUCAAAAGUGCCAGUGACGACUAGCGGCGGAGCGCGGCAGGGCGAGCUGCGGCGGGGCAUGGAGAGCGGCGCGGGGAGCCUGCAGGUGUGCGUCGUGGAGGGCAGGAACCUGGUUCCCCGCCAUCCCGGCGCCCCCCUCCACGCCUUCGUGCUGCUGCAGAUCCAUGACCAGCAGGUUUGCACGCUGACAUCCAACAACAAUCUCAAUCCAGACUGGCUGGCGGAGUUCAAGUUCGGGGUGUGCUCCGAGGAUUCCUCCGUGGUGGUAUCUCUCUAUGAAGCCAGGUUCCCCACUGGCGGAAAGUUGAGGGGCAAGGCCAUCGUCUCUCUUCGAGAAGUUGUGGACGUCGGAACCCAUGUCCAGUGGGUGAGCAUCCUCGCCGCUGACGGCGACUUCGCUGGAGAAAUUUGUCUAGUACUCCGCUACACCCGUUUAUCACCCAUGGACAUUUGUUCAAGGAAUGCCUUGGAAGCAAAGCACAUGCUCGACCGUGUUAAGCCUCUGAAGGGUCAAGCGGGAGUAGCAAGCGAGAGAAAUCCAUUGCCGUUGCGCACAACACCGUUUCCUCUGUCAUUGAUUCCUUCAAGUGGGCGCAAAAUUGAGCAAGCUUCCGUCGCAUCUUCUCACCAUUCUAUCCCAAGGUCGAGAUCGCCAUCGCCAGCACCUGCGAGGAAGAAGCUUGUGCUGCUGGUUGCGGCAGCUGCGGCAUCUAGCGUCGCCGCUGCGUUGGCUUUUCGCCGCUGCCGACGUUUAAGCCGCCGUUGUGCGGAAGAUGAUGAGGAAUGGAUGUUAAAUAUAUCAACAUAAUGAUUAGGGGAUGAAAAUUAGUGUUGUAUAUUUAAAAUGAUUGUAACAAAAAUGUAACAAUAACUAUCUUACUUCUUUGGAUAGAAGUAAGAUAGUUGUUGGCAUGUUUCAAAAACAUUCAAUAAAAUUGGCACAAAUUAUCUUUUUAAAGAUAAAAUUUAGAUGUCACCUGCAUACCUUUCAAUAGGCAGAUCUGUU
Messenger RNA from Physcomitrium patens, 1212 nucleotides. RefSeq lists its product as uncharacterized. The record is from RefSeq and is a predicted model, not a curated record. Lineage: Eukaryota; Viridiplantae; Streptophyta; Bryopsida; Funariales; Funariaceae.